AUGACCGUCGACAACGCAGAGUCCAACCCCCCGCCAUUCGAGGCGGUCAACGCUGUUGAACUCGUCUCUGAGACAGAUAGCAAGAUUACAGGCGUCUCUGUGUAUUCGCAGCGCGCGGAAGUCACCCGUGUGUUCAAGUUUGAGGUGAAGACCGGCCAGAACCAGGUCACCAUUUCCGGACUUCCCUCUGCUAUGGACCAGGAGUCCUUCCGAGUCGAAGGACGAGGUUCAGCUACUAUCCACGACGUGACCAUCUCCCACAACCCAGCUCCUCCGGCACCCAAGUCUUCCGCCAAACUCGACGAACUCGAGGCCCAGAUGCUCAAGACUACAAAGGCCCUCACGCGCGCCCAUAAUGCCAUUGCCUCCCUCGAAACCUACAUGAACAGUGUCAAAGCCGAGCACAUCGACGUUUCCAAACUGCAAACCAUCGUUGACCACUACGACACUACGGCUGAAAAACUCGAUGACAAGAUCACUGAACUGAACGCGCGGAAGAAACGGUUGCAAGAGGGAAUCGAAGAGGAGAAGAAAGUGUUGUCGGGCCCCCAGCAAAACGAGAAGCUCGCACUCAAGGCUGUGAUCGGUGUGUUUGCCAACUUGGAAGGGGAAGUCGAGAUUACCUUGAUUUACGCUGUGAGGAACGCUACCUGGUCGGCCGUGUAUGAUAUUCGAGUCGAUAUGGACACCAAAGAGAAGCCCGUUACCCUCAUCUACAAGGGAGCCAUCACCCAAAAUACCGGAGAGGACUGGAAUGACGUUCCUCUGAGCCUUGAAACAGCAGCUCCCACAUUCGGCGUCGGAAUACCCUCGCUUUCCACCUGGACGAUAUCGGUCUACAGGCCCACAGCCCCCAUUUACCGUAAAACCAGAAGCGGACUCGCCACACCCAGAAGGUCUCGCAAAGAGAGUGCCGCCCCCAGCGAGACAUGGGCACCUUCAGAGUCCUGCGUGUUGGAAGGGUCACAUGGUCCCGUAAUCGAGGAUUCGUAUACUCCAAUGACUCUUGAAAGCAUCCAACAUCGCAACCUGGAGGUCUCGAGCAAAGGGAAUAUCUCCGCUACCUUCAGCGUCCCCGGUCUCAUGACUAUCCCGAGCGACAACGUCGCGCACAACGUGACGAUCGUCAAAUUGGAGCUCGAUGCUGACAUGGAAUGGGUGUCUGUUCCCAAACGCGAGACUAAAGCUGUGGUCAAGAACACGUCGGGAUAUACCCUCCUACAGGGCCCGGCAAGCGUCUACGUAGACGGUAGCUUCAUUUCUCGCUCAAAUGUCCCGCCUGUUAGCCCUGACGAGACCUUCGACUGUCCUCUCGGCCUCGACCCGUCCAUCCGCAUCACCUACCCUGCACUGGCCAAGAAGACCGCUCAAAGCGGAUUCAUGUCCAAGUCCCGCGUAUAUAACUACACCCAACGCAUCAUCCUGCACAACACCAAAUCAUCAGCAGUCACCAACGUAAAAAUCAUUGAUCAAAUCCCCGUCUCGGAGGACUCCACCAUCGCAGUCAAACUCCUCUCUCCCAGCCUCCACCUCCCCGACAAAUCUACUGGGGCAGGUAACGCGGCCAGUAAGCUCAUCCCAGGUCAGACGGUGGAGAACAAGUUGGGCGUCAAAGUCCCGGCACCUGUUAGUGUCGCGAAGGGUGUUACAGCGCAGUGGGAGGGUGUGGAUGAAGUUGGAAGCGAGGCUGAUCUGGAUGACCUGGGUGGGGAUGGAAAGCUGGCGUGGAACUGCACGAUACCUGCCCAAGGGAAACUUAAUCUGACGCUCCAGUGGGAAGUAUCGGCCCCGUUGAAGACGCCGAUUUCGGGCUUGUGA
Molecule: messenger RNA, 1818 nt
Organism: Coprinopsis cinerea okayama7#130
Lineage: Eukaryota; Fungi; Basidiomycota; Agaricomycetes; Agaricales; Psathyrellaceae
Exons: 6
Coding region: 1-1818 (605 amino acids)
Source: RefSeq, a predicted model, not a curated record